Penicillium vulpinum is the source of this 1620-nucleotide messenger RNA. RefSeq names its product cytochrome P450. NCBI's taxonomy places the organism in Eukaryota, Fungi, Ascomycota, Eurotiomycetes, Eurotiales, Aspergillaceae. The coding region runs from base 1 to 1620 and encodes 539 amino acids. Gene Ontology annotation, molecular function: heme binding; iron ion binding; oxidoreductase activity, acting on paired donors, with incorporation or reduction of molecular oxygen. The record is from RefSeq and is a predicted model, not a curated record. The transcript is spliced from 3 exons.
AUGGAAUCGAUUACAAAUUGGAUUGCAAUUCAUCAUUCAAAUCCUCCUCUUAGUACUUUUGGUUCUUUCCAACGUCAGCUUCACAUGAUGUCAGGUUACACUCUUCUUAUUCUGCAGUUGGCAGUUGCAUCGCUUCUAGUCACGUCGUGGUACGCCUUUCAGCCGAACACUCGGUCAAAUAAAAUAGUUUCCUACAUAAUAAAUAAACUUUUGCUCUGGUGGUACCCAAUUUAUUCUACAGAUGGCUCAACGCCCAUCCCAACUUGCCCCUACCAAUUUCCAGAUGGUGGGGGUAGUAUCAAGUUCUUGGAGGGAGAGAGCGUCUCUCGUCAGUGGGCCGAGAAAUAUGGCCCGAUCUAUCGCAUAUGGGUUGGCCUGACGCCAGAAAUCAUUUUGACCCGCGCGGAUGAGAUCAAGACGGUCUUUAAAGACUCCGGCAACCACUACAAGGCUUCGAACCUAAAUGGUGGAUGGGUGAUGGGCGAUCUAGUCGGCGACGGCGUCGGACUCAUCAGCCAAGGACACUGGAAACGAGUCCAUGCUGUAGUCUCACCACCAUUUACCCAGAAGCCCACGACAUACGUCCCCUUUGUCCAAUCCCGUAUUUCUCAGCAUUUCUCUGAGCUCUACAAGGACUAUGAAGGCGGGAAAACGCUGCGAAUCAAGCCCGCCGAGGAUCUCAAGCUUCUGCCCUUCUGGGUCAUUAGUGACCUCUUAUAUGGAAACCUGUCCCCGGAAAUGACAGAGGAACUCUUGCUCAUCACUGAUCUGCGCACUGAUGUGUUUCAAUAUGCCUUCAAGGGUGGAUUAUCACUGUUCUCUAUCAGCAAGAUAUUUUACCCUGCCAUAAGGAACAAGUUGCACGCUUUCCACACUCGUUGGGCCGAUUUCAAUCGGAAAGCGUACCACGAUGCAAAGAACCGCGAGGACGCCUCUGUUUGUGCUAUUGUUAGCUUGUAUAUGGCCGUCGAGCAAGGUCAGAUUACACCAACCGAACUGAUGCAUACAUUGGACGAGGCUUUAUUUGCCAACAUUGAUGUGACAAUUGGCAGCUUCUCCUGGAUUCCGCAAUUCCUAGCUGAGAACGCCGGUCUACAGAGCGAGGUUAGAAAUGAGAUCUCAAAAACCAGAUCUGACACAACCGCAGAUUCCUGGGUCAAAUACAUUGCCAGCAACUCGACUCUGCUUGCGAGCUGUAUCAAUGAAUCUGCGAGACUGAAACCAGUCACUAACUACACCUACGCGCAAUCUAUGCCCACUGACCGCGAUGUGGGUGGAUACCGCAUUCCCAGUGGUACCUUCAUGGUGGUUGACACGAACGCCUUGAAUAUUUGGGAUGAUGCAUGGGGCUCUGAUAAAAUGAGCUUCCGUCCCCAGCGAUUUAUAGAGGAAUCCAGGUCAAACUUUCGGUAUCGCUUUUGGCGCUUUGGCUUCGGGCCUCGCCAGUGUAUUGCACAGGCGCUGGCAGACACGAUCCUCAAGGUCUUGGUUGCGUACACUGUCGAGAAUUAUGAGUUGAAAUCCCCUGGAAAGUCUGCUGUGAAUGAGAAGGAUGCUCAGAAACGAGGCGAAGCAUGGUUCAAGGUUGCUGAGCAAGAGAUUAUUUUAGAAGCGCUAUAA